AUGGCUUUCCACCAGAGAUCGAUUAGUUUGCCUUCUAGGCCUCACGUCAGUGAGACCGAAGUCGAGCAAGAGCUCCACUGCCUAGAAGCAAGCAUCUCUUCCUCCAAUUCCAUCAGCACGAUGUGCGAUGGUCUCAGGAGUCUUGCAAACAUCUACGAUGGUCUUGAAGAGAUUAUUUGCCUAUUAAGUAACCAAGCUUGCUCCUCCCAGCAGAGGAACAUGUUGGAUGGAGAGAUGGAAUGCUCCAUUGAGCUGUUAGAUCUCUGUAGCACCAUGCAAGAGACCUUCGCCGAGAUGAUGGUCAUCAUCCAAGAGCUCCAACUGGCUCUAAGAAAAGGAGACGCUGCAGCUGCUCAAGCCAAGAUCCAGUCUUUUAUUCGCUUGGUGAAGAAGGCCAGGAAACAUUUCAAGAAGUCUGCCAAGAAGCCUGCAUUUGACAAGAUGGUCAUGCUAUUGACCAAGGCAAGAGAGAUCUGCAUCUCUGUGUUCGAGUCCACACUCCAUCUCUUGUUGAAGCAAAUUGAAAUGCCAAAGCAGUCUCUUGUCUGCAAUGCAUUUUACAAGAAGAAGGGAAUUGUCUGCAAGGAGGAACAAUUGCAGGAGUUAGAGUGCAGUAUCGAAGAUCUUCAGAAUGGAGCAGGAGAUCUGUUCAGGAAAUUAGUCCAGAACAGAGUUUCUCUUUUAAACAUUCUUAGCUCAUAG
This is a messenger RNA of Triticum turgidum subsp. durum (durum wheat), 702 nucleotides long. NCBI's taxonomy places the organism in Eukaryota, Viridiplantae, Streptophyta, Magnoliopsida, Poales, Poaceae. The record is from the annotation of a GenBank genome assembly.